CGAAUAUUAAUUAAAAUAAUUUUAACUUUCCUUUUGUGUUCAUCUUCUUCUCCCCCUUGGCUCUCUCUCUCUUCUCUCCACGGAAGAGAAAAGUAGAUCUAUCUUUGACGGCUCUCUCUUCAAUCCUCUUCACUCCUUUGGCUAUGUUGUCGUGUCUGAUCUGAUACUGGUUCCCGUUUGCCUAUCCCUGUUUUGGGUUUGGUCCGAACAGACUAAGAAAGCUUCCUGUUUUGGGUCUGGUCGGAAUAGACAAAGAGAGCUUCCUGUUUUGGGUUUGGUCGGAAUAGAUCAAGGAAACUUCCCGUUGUGGGUUUGGUCGGGAUAGAUUAAGAAAGCUUCCUGUUUUGGGUUUGGUCGGAAUAACCCAUCACUGAGUGUAUGGAAGAAGCAAAGUAGAUGUUCUUGUAAGGAAAAGACAGCACCUUUGUUUCAUUUUGUGGAUAAAGUUAAAGUCUUUGCUUUGUGUAGUCUCUGAUCAGGAUGGUAGGAAGAGAGGAUACAAUGGGUAACGAGGAACCUCCUCCUCCUCCUGGUUCCAAAAGAAUGUUCUGGCGUUCCGCCUCUUGGUCCGCUUCACGUACUGCAUCAUCACAAGCUCCUGAGGAGGACCCACACCUAACCAUCCCCUCUGGUCAGCAGAGUCGAAGUAGAUGCGCAGGAGCUCCUCCUCUAACACCUCGCUCACACCACAACAAGGCUAGAGCUUGUCUACCUCCACUCCAGCCUCUUUCCAUUUCGAGAAGAAGCUUAGACGAAUGGCCUAAAGCAGGGUCAGACGACGUCGGCGAGUGGCCUCAUCCGCCAACAACCCCUAGCGGCGGCGGCGGCAUGAACGAGAGACUGAAGCUUGAUUUAUCGUCAACGCGGGUCCCGGACAAAAGCUCUGGUCUAGUUAAGAGGGAGAAGAUCGCUUGCUUUGAUAAAGAAUGCUCUAAAGUCGCUGAACACAUCUAUGUCGGCGGAGACGCCGUGGCCAAAGACAAGGACAUAUUAAAGAGCAAUGGAAUCACACAUAUACUCAACUGCGUCGGUUUCAUCUGCCCUGAAUAUUUCAAAUCCGAUUUUUGCUACCGGUCGUUAUGGCUGCGAGACAGUCCCUCGGAGGAUAUAACCAGCAUCCUCUACGACGUCUUCGACUACUUCGAAGACGUCAGGGAGCAGAAGGGAAGGAUCUUCGUCCACUGCUGCCAAGGAGUCUCCCGCUCCACCUCCUUGGUGAUAGCCUACUUGAUGUGGAGAGAGGGGCAGAGCUUCGACGACGCGUUUCACUACGUGAAGUCAGCUCGAGGCAUAGCGGAUCCCAACAUGGGCUUCGCCUGCCAGCUGCUGCAGUGCCAGAAGCGCGUCCACGCGUUCCCUCUCAGCCCCACUUCCUUGCUUAGAAUGUACAAAAUGUCUCCACACUCUCCUUACGACCCUCUCCACCUCGUCCCGAAGCUGCUGAACGACCCGCGCCCCUCGAGUUUGGACUCGAGGGGCGCGUUCAUCUUGCAGCUGCCUUCCGCGAUCUACAUUUGGGUCGGGAGGCGGUGCGAGGGGAUCAUGGAGAGAGAUGCUAAAGCUGCUGUUUGCCAGAUUGCUCGGUACGAGAAAGUGGAGGCUCCCAUCACGGUGGUUAGAGAGGGAGAGGAGCCUGGCUACUACUGGGACGCGUUCGCGAGCAUCUUGCCUUCUAUGAUUGCAGCAAGCUCUAUUGGUAAAACUACUCAAACGGGGGAGAGGAGAGUGGAAGCUUAUAAUCUUGAUUUCGAUAUUUUCAAGAAAGCAAUAGAAGGAGGCUUUGUACCGACUCUAGCGUCGUCCAACAACGAGCAUGAGACUCAUCUACCUGCAAGGGAGAACAGCUGGAGCUCUCUGAAGUGCAAGUUCGCGUCGAGGUUCGAGAGAGGGUUUCGUUAUGUCUCCAAGACGCCGCUCUCAAGAGUCUAUUCUGAUUCGAUGAUGAUCGUUCACGCGUUAGGCUCGCCUUCUUCGUCAACAACAACAACAACUUCUUCUGAUUCUGUGUGCAAAGAGAAUUCAAGUAAUAGCAGAAAGACUUUCCCACCGCCUUUGAUAUUGCCUAAGUUCGCCAGCCUGUCUCUUCUUCCUUCCCAGGCUUCUACUGAACCGUCGCCGAGUAGGAAGGCUUCUCCUUCUCUUGCGGAGCGGAGAGGCGCGUUGAAAGGGUCUCUGAAGCUGCCAGGUUUGGCUGAUGAUAGUAGUGACAUUGUCUUCAACUUGGAGGAUGUUAGAAAAGAUGACAAGAAUGUAGAAUCAGGACGUGGCCAGGCUUUAGCGUGCAGGUGGCCAAGUAUGGAGAUGAUUACAGAAGUGAGCAGAGGUUACUUAGAUUCAGAAUCUGUUAUAGCAAUUCUGUUGCCAAGUGGUGAUGAUCUAGGAGAAACUGUUAGUAGGAUUUUGUACAUGUGGAUAGGAAAGUCAUUCUCUUUAGAUAACAACUCUUCUGUGUUAGAUAGCAACAAAGCGAUAGACAGUGUGGAGGAUCUUAAUUGGGUACACAUUGGUGAAGCCAUUUUGUCUCAGAUGGACUUGCCUAAAGAUACUCCUAUGAAGAUAGUUAGAGAAGCUGAGGAUCAAACUGAGUUUCUUGCGCUGCUAAGUGCGCUUUAGCACCUGCACGCAAGUUCAACACAUUUACUCUUCUGCUUCUUUUGUCCUUUUCCUUUCACAUAUUCCUUCCGCCAACACGUUUCAGUUAAGAGUAUUCAGAUCAGCGGGUCUCUCUCUCUAUCUGGGGUUAUGGAAGUUGAAGUUGAGAGAAAACAACUCUCAUGUACAGCUGGGGAAACUUCUUCCAUAGACAUUGUAAUCGUCAAGGAGCCAUGUAUUAGCAAUGUUAUAAUCAGAUAAAAGUGUAAGGUUUAGGGGCUCUAGGAGAGUUUUAGAUUAUUAAUGGACUUCUUCUUACAAUGUUAUCAUAUACUCUCUCUCACCAGUUGGUAGACCUCCUUUUAUGUUGUUUCAAGACUUCCAAGUAAAGUACACUAAAGUAGGUUUUGAAUUCUGGUUGAAGUGUAAUACAAGAGUUAGUUUAUUACCGUUUAAACCGUUCA
Molecule: messenger RNA, 3056 nt
Organism: Brassica napus (rape)
Lineage: Eukaryota; Viridiplantae; Streptophyta; Magnoliopsida; Brassicales; Brassicaceae
Product: protein-tyrosine-phosphatase MKP1
Exons: 4
Coding region: 481-2613 (710 amino acids)
Biological process (GO): protein dephosphorylation
Molecular function (GO): protein tyrosine/serine/threonine phosphatase activity
Source: RefSeq, a predicted model, not a curated record